UCAAACACUUUGUUCAUUCUAAACGAAACCUCGCCACGCGACGCUUUCUCGAAACAACACGAGUGGUAGAAGGAAGAGCAAAAAUCUUACCCCCACCGAGUGAUUCACCACCCUUCGCUCGAUCAUUGAGCGUUUCGAAAAGCGACCCCGAGACUGCAUUGAAUUGGUCCUUGCGUUAAAUCUUUCUUCUCUUGGAAAUCAUUUUUCAGUGCUCCUCAGUUUAACGGUGGCCACAAUUCAUCCUAUCGAAGAGAUGGAGCAUAAAUUUGCUGAAGAGCUCUAUUCUGAGAGUUUGCGACUCUCACAGCUAGAAUUAAGUCCUAGUUCCGCUGCCCAUAAUGACCACCAAUUUCUUGGUAAUGAUGACUCUGAGUUGGUGGACAAAGAUGCAUUGGCAUGGGAUGAUUCAGAUGAGGUAUUCGGUGAAUCAUCUGACUUGGCCAGAGAGUGGCAAAGGAGGCAUGAUCAAUUUUACACAAUCGGUUAUCGUGAUGGACUAAUAGCCGGAAAAGAGGCUUCUGCACAAGAGGGAUUCAAUAUUGGUUUUAAGCAAUCAGUGCCCAUCGGAUACAACUGGGGUCUUGUUAAAGGUGCCACCAGUGCAUUCGCUUGCCUUCCUGAUGUGUUGAAAGAGAGGCUAGUGGAAGAUCAAGGACACAGAGACAAGUUCCAAGACUUGUAUAAGUCUGCUAAUUCUCUCUCUACACCAGAUGCUCUCAAAUUAUUUAGUGAUGAAAUCAUGUCUGACAAAACAACACAAGAAAGCCAAGUGGCAGAAGCUAGUGGCCUUACUGUGGGUUCAAAGGUGCAAAGUUCGGAAUCCAGUCGUUAUUUUGCAGAAUUGAGAUCAGUCCUUAUUGAGUGUCCUGCAAUUGACGUUCGAUUAGAUAUGUCUCGCUAGCUUGUUGGGGAUAGCUUUCUUGUGAUGUGUUCUUUUUGUACCUUUACAAGGAUUUAUUCUAUAGUCGAUUAUGAUAUAAUGUUUAUAUUACCAGCAUUUACACUGUAAAUUUAAGUUCGUUCUUGACGGCAGACGGUCUCCAUGCCAUGCUGUGAGAAUUUUUGCUGUACAUUCUUUCCAAGACAAACGACUAGUUGGCA
Messenger RNA from Rhodamnia argentea, 1101 nucleotides. RefSeq lists its product as uncharacterized. The transcript has 5 exons. The record is from RefSeq and is a predicted model, not a curated record. The coding region runs from base 254 to 901 and encodes 215 amino acids. Lineage: Eukaryota; Viridiplantae; Streptophyta; Magnoliopsida; Myrtales; Myrtaceae.